AUGAAGACCACCAUCUUUUCACCUAAUCACGUUCCUGUGAGAUCUCUUUGCCAAGAAUUACCAGGCACAGCAACAGAGGGAUACUCUCCAAUAUACAGAAAUAAUCACUGCUUUUUAGAUGGCGGUGAAUUUAUUUCAACUUUCAGAUGUUGUCCACAUGUCGAAACAAUGCCCGAUCUGAUCAAAACAUCAGCUGGAAAAUGGCCAGAUGAGCCUGCUGUUGGUGAACGUGCUAAAAAUCCAGACGGCACAAUGGGUGAAUACAAAUGGCUCCCAUAUCGCGAUUUUUAUCAACAAGUUCUCGCUUUUGGCCGCGGUUUAUUAGAGAUGGGCCUCAAGAGAGGUGACCACAUUGGUAUUUAUUCAUCCAAUUCCAUCUGGUGGGAAACAAUUAAUUUUGGUGCCGGAUCUGUUGGUAUUUGCAUUGUUCCAAUUUACGAUUCAUUAGGUCCUACAGCAGCCGAGUUCAUUAUUGAGGAUGCUGGCUGCUCAGUUAUUUUUACAUCUGAAUAUAAACUUCCACAAUCCAUUGAAAUUUCCCACAAAACAGGAAUCGUCAAGAAGAUCGUUCAGAUGUCCGACAAGGUUCCAGGGCAGUCACUUCCAAAUGUCGAAUUUGACUCCUGCCAGCAUGUUUUGGAAAUGGGUCGCAAUUCUACACAAAAGAACGAAUUCUCACUCCCAGAUGACGAUGCCAUCAUCAUGUACACAAGUGGUUCAACAGGAACCCCAAAGGGUUGCCCACUUACACAGAAGAACAUCAUUGCUGGCGCUGCUUCAUUCGUUCAGCUUGGUGUUGGUGUUACUCCUGACGACUGCUACCUCUCCUUCCUUCCUCUCGCCCACAUUUACGCCGUUGUUUGCGAAUUGAUCGGUUUUGCUCAUGGUGCUCAUAUUGGCUAUACAAGAGGUGUUGUUAUAAUCUCGUAG
Trichomonas vaginalis G3 is the source of this 930-nucleotide messenger RNA. RefSeq names its product decanoate-CoA ligase protein. The record is from RefSeq and is a predicted model, not a curated record. Gene Ontology annotation, cellular component: membrane; endoplasmic reticulum. Gene Ontology annotation, molecular function: long-chain fatty acid-CoA ligase activity. Lineage: Eukaryota; Parabasalia; Trichomonadida; Trichomonadidae. The transcript has a single exon. Bases 1 to 930 code for a protein of 309 amino acids.